UCAUGUAUCAAUCUCAUUUAUGAACAUAUUAAUUACUCAAGUAAUGUAAACAAUACAAAUGUUCUGGAACCUCCUUCAAUAAAUACAUCUGUCAUUGAUCUAAUUAAUAAACUUUUUAUUGGCAAUUGGUCUAUAACAAUUAAUUAUACGUUAUAUUUUAAUCAAUGUUUACCAACAGUAUGUUCAUACACUUAUAUUCAAAAGUUAAAUUCACUUUAUACAAUAACUCGUCUACUUGGUCUCUGUGGUGGUCUUACUGUUGUUCUUAAAUGGAUUUGUCCAACAUUUAUAUGUUUACUAGCAAAAAUUUAUGAACGUUGGAUGAAGAAGAAGCGAAUCGACCGUAUUGAACCAGUUUAUCUUAUUCCUGUUGAAAAUAGUGAAGUAACAAGAAAUGCACAUGAUAUUAAUCAAGUCGAUAAUAUUUAUCCAUCAAUAAAACCAUUUGUAAUCCUAAAGUAUACAUUACAACGUCAUACUGUUUUAUUUGGAAUUAGUUUAUUCAUACUACUGAUAACAAUCGUUACAAUUCCAUCUGUUUACUUUACUCAACGAGAAAAGAAUACUUCUAUAUCGACAGUAGUUUUAAUGAUGAAUACAACUAUUCCAUCGGUGAAUGAGAACAUAUCGGCAACAGCAGCAUUUGUUCCAGCAGAAAAAAUCUGUCAGUUGACAUUUGAAUCAAGUGUUAUUUCUUCAUAUGAUUCUUCCACUUGGCCGUAUUUUAUUGCUACUGGUAAUUUUAAUGGAGAUGACUAUUUAGAUCUUGUUGUUCUUGUUACAACCUUCGACAGCAAUAUAGGUAUACUAUUAAAUAGUGGUAAUAAAACCUUUGGAGAAUACUUAAACAUUUCGAGUAUAGUUGCAUAUUAUGGAAAUUACAUUAUUGUAGCGGAUGUUAAUAACGAUAGUCGAUUAGAUCUGAUUAAUUCUGGUUUAUUUACAAACGAUCUACAAGUCCUAAUUGGCAUAGGUAAUGGAUCAUUUGAACAAUCAUCAAUAGUUUCACCCGGACCAUCUAGUUUUUCGUGGUCAAUAGCUAUUGGUGAUUUCAAUGGUGAUGAUCGACUAGAUGUUAUCAGUUCCAAUGAUUUAGAAUCAUACGUAGGUAUCGUGUUUGGCGUUAGUAAUGGAACGUUUGAAAAUCGAAUGACAUUGUCGAUUGGAAAUGAUAGUAUUUCUUCAUCGGUAGUCGUCGGUGAUUUUAAUAAUGAUCAACGAUUAGAUUUUGUUGUUGUUGAUGUAUCUCAAAAUAAUAUUUGUCUAUUUCUUGGUAACGGUAAUAGCACAUUUCAACGAAAAACGACUUUAUCAAUUGGAUAUCAAAGUAUUUUAGGGUCGUUUGUUGCUGCUGAUUUCAAUAAUGAUGAUUACUUAGAUAUUGCUGUUUUUGAUUUAUUAAAUCACGAAUUAGACGUCUUUCUUGGUAAUGGUGAUGCAAGUUUCCGACCAAUGUUAACAUUUACAACAGGACAUUAUAAUAGUCCAAAAUCAAUGGUUGCUGUAGAUUUCAAUGGUGAUCAGUAUUUAGAUAUAGCUUUUACCAAUGAUUAUACAGCUGAUAUAGGGAUAAUGGUUGGGAAUGGUAACGGAACCUUUAGAACAGAAAUACAUGUCUCAAUUGGAAAUGACAGUACUCCACGAAUGUUGACUGUUGGUGAUUUCAAUAAUGACGGACGAUCAGAUAUAGUUGUAGCUACUUAUCUAACAGGACAAUUGCUUAUUCUUUGGAACACUUGUGAAUGUUGUUCUUCAACUAAUUCAGACUAA
Messenger RNA from Adineta steineri, 1770 nucleotides. The record is from the annotation of a GenBank genome assembly. Lineage: Eukaryota; Metazoa; Rotifera; Eurotatoria; Adinetida; Adinetidae.